Penicillium mononematosum is the source of this 810-nucleotide messenger RNA. RefSeq names its product mediator of RNA polymerase II transcription subunit 18. Lineage: Eukaryota; Fungi; Ascomycota; Eurotiomycetes; Eurotiales; Aspergillaceae. Gene Ontology annotation, molecular function: transcription coregulator activity. The record is from RefSeq and is a predicted model, not a curated record. Gene Ontology annotation, cellular component: mediator complex; core mediator complex. The coding region runs from base 1 to 810 and encodes 269 amino acids. Gene Ontology annotation, biological process: regulation of transcription by RNA polymerase II; termination of RNA polymerase II transcription. The transcript has 2 exons.
AUGCACGAGCAGUCGCUUUUCGCCUCGGUUCCAGUCCACCAACAUCAUGAGCUUCUUCAGCAGCUUGCCGGACUGACCGCCAUGCAGCCCCGCCAUUGCCUAGAACGGCGGCUGAUCUUCAAGGCCUACCGCAAACCAGGUAUGGCGGGGCGCAUCGGAGCCAGUCAGGACCUCCAACAGGGGGACCUGCAACGGCUGAACAAGAUGCUCAAUGGAAACAUGUACUACACCCAGGUGGUUGGUCCGGUUUCCGAAUCAGAUUUCGGAUCCACUGCCCCCGUCGAUCGAGACACUCAGAUGGCCGGUAUGGACGACUCCAAACCUUAUGAUCCUUCAUCUUCAUCUUACGACUAUGAACGUCAACCAUGGAAGUUGGAGUUUCGUGAUAUCCCUGAAGCUGGCACCCGAUCAGCGGUGACGUCGCGUCUGAUGUCGAGCGCGACGCUGCCGCGGGGAGAUAUCGUGGAAGCUAUGAAUGCGUGGGGCUAUCAUUUCAUUACUGAGUACGUGGUCGAGGGUGACAUGUUCGUCCUCAAUGACAUUGCUAUCUUCUUGCACCGCGUGCUGCACUAUCCCGGUGGGGAUGAGUCGAGCCUGCCCCGGCGGCAGCUGCCUGCUUUAAAGGAUAUGACUCUGUUUGAGAAGAGCGGAAGCUAUGUGCUGCAGGCCUUCAUCAUUGUUCAGGAUGGUAGCAAUCAAGAAACAAUGAAGACUGCCUCGCAGCAUCUCUUUGGCCUGCGCGAGCAGUUGAAGUCAGCGGUUCUCCUGGAGCAGGCAGAUCGAUUGUCUCUUGACACGCGGGCGAAGUAG